AUGCUCCGAUGACGCUAUUUACCUGUUGGUAUAGAAGCUAAUAAGAUGUGAUUUGUAUUUAUCUCUUGUAAACGUUAUAUUUAUCUUUUGUUGUGGAGAGCUGUUGAUUCUAGUUGAGGUUUAUUUUACGAGGACAGACAACACUAGACCUGACCUAGGGCUUAUAGUCAUAAGACCGGAUAAAGUAUAACUUAUAAGCUGUUCUUACUCUCUUAAACAGUUGGUCGUAAGAGUCUAAGACGUGAGGAUUACAUUGUUUAAAAGUUAGUUAUAAAGGAAUACUUGUAUGGAUUGGACAAUAGUUAGAAUUUAUUUAAAGAUCUCCUGGAACCACAUCAGUUUAAUUCCAUUUCAGAUUGUGGUCGCUAACAGAAAGUCCUGACUGUUCACAGCUCAGCAUAGUGGCAACAGCGUUCGUGCGUUCAUCUGGUCACAGAUCGUGAGAUCAGUAAUUGCGCCAUAGACUUUAAAAAGCUAAGUUGCAGACUUUGAAGUGUAACUAACUGUGUUAAAACCUCAAAGCUUAGAUUAAACACCAUUUCUUUGUUGUCAGGAACUUACUUAAGUUAACUGUAUGACAAAUCCCAAAAUGUCCGAUAAUAGUGAUUCUGGAAGCGAGGACAAUUUCUAUAACGGAAAGUCAAAUGGAAAGGACUAUGAUAUUUGUAGAGAUUUUCUGCGCAAUGUCUGUAAACGAGGCAGGCGGUGCAAGUACCGUCAUCCCAGCUCCAACGAAUCGCGGGACUCAUCUGGCCAGAAAAUAGUAUUUUGCCACGAUUACCAGAACACUGGAUGUCAUCGACCAAAUUGUAAAUUCUUACAUUGUACGCGUGAGGAAGAAGAGAGCUAUUACUCCACUAGAGUACUGCCACCUAGAUUACAACAAGCUGUUGCCAUGGGAUACGGAGGUGGCGAGACUACCAAGUUUGAUAUACCCAUCUGUAAAGAUUUCCAAAAAGGACAAUGUGUCCGCGGUCUCAAAUGCAAAUACAGACAUGUCAAGAGUGAAUUUACAACUAACGGAAUAAGCGAACGCGAGAGUCGUUUUGAUGAGCGUUUCGAAGAAGAAAGAUAUGAAGGGUUUGAUCGUUAUGAAUAUCCUGCAGCAAAAAGAAGACGUGUAGACCUUGUUAGUUACCCAGGAUUCGAGGAACGAUAUCGUCCAAUGUCGUAUCAUAUCGUAGAAGAAGAAAAUUUAAUGUUGCGUCGCAAGGUCGAGGAACUAAAGAAAACGAUAGCAGAUUUGACUGCAACCAAUGAAGUGCUUCUAGAACAAAAUGCUCGCUAUCGUGUGUCCAAAGCGAAUGCUGUGCAGACACUGACCAGUGGCGAUCUAACUCAUUCAGUGACACAAACACUCACACCUACAGUAAACCCAGGCGGGCAAGCAACAGCACACUCGAUUGGUCAUUUAAAUCCAACCAUAUCACAGCAAAUUUCCAUGAACAGUGACUUGGCCACUCAGCAUGCUUUGCAAACAGCGCAGCGUAUGGCUUCAGGGGCAGGACUUAACGUUACCCCAACUAUCAAUGCUUCUAUGGUGCCAGUUUCCAUGACACAAACCAUGGUGCCAGUGUCGCUUGGUCAGAGCAAUAUCUCCAUGCAAACCCUCCAUACCGGUUGUACAUUAACACGCAGCAUUCCACAGAGCUUCGCGGCGCAGCAGAGCAAUCCUCUUGUAUCAUAUCCUAUCAUGUCUCACUCAAUGAGAACAGCGGCAGGUGCUCCCAGUAGUCUAGCUCAUUGACCUUUGAUUGUUAGCCUGUAAAUAGUACUAUAUAUAGUUACCAAGUUAUGGACAGACAUAAACAUAUAACUAUGCACCCAACUAUAAACUUGGAUAUUGUUGAAGCAGUUAAUCUACCGAACAUGAGAAAGAUUCAUCUCGUCAUGACAGACAAAUGUAUUUACCAUGUGUACAAAGUUAGUUGAAUUACCACCCACAAAACUUCUUGCCAAGUUGUGGAAUUCUGAUUCUGAAACUCUACAUAAACUCUGUGUGACCAAUAAUUGGUAAAGUUGUAAAAGAAACCGAGAGGAGAGUUAAAUUAACAACGAGAUCACCCACUGAUUUUCCGUUUAGUAGCACAGAGCUGUUACUGAUGAUUUCACAAAGUAUAUGUAUAUUUAUGUAUAUAGAGUGUUGGCAUGUUGUGGAAUUCAGAAAAUCUUGCAGAGUUCUGUGAUAAUAUGGAAUUGGUGAAGUCCAGGAACCAGAAAGAGAAGUUGACAACGGCACAAACCUAUGGUUAUCCUUGAUAGCACAGAAAUCUGUCACUGAGGAACCGAUUCACAAUGCAUACAUAUAUAGUAUGCCUUCUUAUUAUAGCAUGUAGAGAAAUUUAUGAGCAAUAUAUUUUAGAAAAACAAGUUGAUGUUGAAAAAUGAGCAUGAAAACCUUCAUUAAAAAUAAUUCAUUCUUACAGCCAAUUGACAUUAAUUUCUAUACUACCUCAGAGUAAGCAAGAGUCAGUUCUAAAAUUUGAAGUGUCUAUAUAGAGCAUGGUAGUCACCAGGGAUUACAUCUAUACCAGGUUGAUAUCAUCUGUUCAAUCAACAACCAAUUAAAUCACUUUAAAUUGUUUGAUCUGCAAUAAUAUACUAAAUCAGUAGUAGCCGAUCAAAUCACUUAAACUCUCUGCAUUAAUUAUUAAAAUGGUAACCCUGAGGUGCAAAAAAGGUUACGAUACAAUGGAUUUCCAAGAAUGACUGUAAAUACCUUUAUAGAAAAUUUGUGGUGUUGUAUGGUUUAUUGACAAUAUUAGUAAUUACAAAAGAGCAAUAUAUAUAUAUUUAAAAUGUGUUCUUUGAUGCAGAUUUCAAUGUGUUGCUAUCUUUUUACUCAUCAUAUCAGAUUUUUCAAAUGUUUAUGAUGAAUAAUUUGUUAUAAAUGAUUUUACUAAAGUUGGGUUAUUUUGAUCUUUUUCAUCAAGUUUUAAUAAAUUGGAAUUAUUUUUCUCUGUGGAUGAGAAAUGUUAUUGUUCAUGUUACUUUUUUUAAAAUCUUUAUUGUAUAGGGCAAACGAAAAUAGAAACAAAAUUUCUCCCCUCAAAUUGAAUAAUCUUAAUAUUAAGUUCAGUUCAUGAAAUCCAUUGAGAGGCAUGCGAUGUUUGCGUUACAUGAGUUGCAUCUGUCUUCAAGAUGUUAUUACUUAAAAUGUUCCAUUGACAUUGAACAUCGGGAUCUGUGAACAUUUUGAUGUAAAUGGUGUUUAUCUAAACUAUGAAAAUUCACAAAAUCCUUUUCACUCUUAUUUUGAUUAACUGUGCAAGCGUAACAGAGCAAGGUUAUGAUAAUAUAGAUACAAGGUGUGCAGCACACGUGUCAUGUGGGUGUGUAUGUAUAUAUACAUAUAUAUUUACUUGUUAAAUACUAAGUACUAAUUUUAUAUAAUUAUUAAAAUAAAACCCAUAUAAGUCAACAUUCUCCAUUUGAUAACGGAAAUCUCUAUAACACAUUAUGUUACAAAAAAGCCCCCAGAUUUUAGGGUUUUGAUACUCUUUUGAAUUUCAUAUUAUGUGUUGACAAGCAAAUUUGAGUGUACAAAAAAUGGUCUUGGUACAUGUUUUUAAUUCCAAGGAAAGUUAAGUAGUUAAAUGCAAUUUAAAGAAAUCAAUGUACACUGAAGUCUCUUUAAAUUGCUUAAAGUUCAUAGUUAUAUUUCAAAGUUUCAAUUUCAACAACUCUUGUAUAUGGUUCAUAUAGUUAAUUUCAAAGUUUAACCAACUUUUGAACAAAUGUUAUAUCUUUGAAGUUUAUAUUUUUGUAAUUUAACGGAAUUUGCUUUGAUCACUAAUGGUUAUGUAUUACUACUUUUAGUUUAAAAGCAGUCUUAUGGAAAAGAAGAUUUUUUUCCCCAUGUGUUUUGCUUUUCUUAUUAAGUUUUUUUAGAAAGCUUAUUUUUUGUUUGCAUCUUGAUGAAAAAAAUAUGAUAACUUGUAGCAAUACUAUACUUGAAUAAAUGAUUGCUACAAUAA
Molecule: messenger RNA, 3977 nt
Organism: Patella vulgata (common limpet)
Lineage: Eukaryota; Metazoa; Mollusca; Gastropoda; Patellidae
Product: zinc finger CCCH domain-containing protein 10
Exons: 4
Coding region: 575-1747 (390 amino acids)
Molecular function (GO): metal ion binding
Source: RefSeq, a predicted model, not a curated record